CCUUUCUCUCUCUCGCUCUCUCUCUCUCUUUCUCAGUCGGUGGCGCUUUGCCUUUGCCGACUAUACAAUCCAACAUGGAGUGAACGCGGAGCGGCGAUGGGGCUCGCGCGGGGCCGUCCUCACCGAGAGCAGCUCGCGACUGCAGCCGCGUCGUUGUCGCCGCGCGCGCGCUCAUCUCACACCGAAGACUCCGACGUCCACGAGACCAUCGGGCUGGAUUAUACGGUGUCGCGCGCUGGUUAAAGUGCAAGACAAAAAACAAACAAACAAGAGCGGGGCUGGAAAUCGCCGCUGUUCCAUAUAGCUAGAAGAAAGAAAACUGGGGGGGGGAACCACACACACACCGAGAGACGGGAUCGGUGGGAGACAAAAUGGAGCCUGGACGCUGGUGCGCGCGCGCUCUGGGAUGUUAUUAUUGUAGGUGAAACGAGGGAGAUAAAAUGACCGAGGAAUCGCAGCCAGACGAUGACGACUACCUGGUGCGUGUGAAAGCAGUGGUGAUGACGAGGGACGACUCGAGUGGCGGUUGGCUGGCUCAGGAUGGGGGCGGGCUCAGCCGGGUGGGCGUGUGUAAGGUGGUGCCGGCCGAUCUGGACCUCCUUGGCCGUAACGGGUUUCUCAUCUACGGCGAGAGACUCCGAGACAAACAGGUGAUCCUCAAGUGCUUCCUGAAGAAGGACCUGAUCUACACUAAAGCCACUCCCACCUUCCAUCACUGGAGAGUGGACAACAAGAAGUGCGGCCUGACGUUCCAGAGUCCAGCGGACGCUCGCGCCUUCGACCGCGGCGUCCGGAAGGCCAUUGAGGACCUGACCGAUGGUUCCACCACGUCCUCGUCUACGCUACAGAACGAGACGGAGCUCGGAGACGAUGAUGUCUUCACGACUGCCACAGACAGCUCGUCUAACUCGUCACAGAAGAGAGAGCCGUCGCUCCAGACACUCGCCCCCAUCGGCUUCUGUGAAUCCCGUCACCACCAGUGCAUUCUGGGACAUCUCUACAACCAGCACAGGCACGCUGACCAUUACUUCCUGGACCAGGCGGUGCCGAUGUUCCCCCACGUUCCUGUGAACUUCCCGGAGGAAGAAGAAGAGCUCGUGCGCAUUAACCCGCGUGAGCGCGCCUGGCUAACGGGCUACGAGGACUACCGUCACGCCACCACAGGCGCCCACAAACUCCUGCGCCCGGAACCUACGGACGCUUACGUCUCCUUCGCCAAGAGCGAAGCGCCCAAACAUGACUACACGUACCCGUACCCGCACCGGCUCUCCGGAGACGACGGGAAAUCGGGCAUCAGCGGCGGCGUGGUGUCGUGUCAGCCGCGGACCCCGUGGCGCACGGAGGACGAGCGCGUGCGCUGCGUGUACUGCCGGGACGUGUUCAGCCCGGCGCAGAACCGGCGAGGGCAGUGCCAGGAAGCGCCCGACCCGGUGGUGGCGCUCAUACGGCGCGUGAGCUUCAUGUGGUGCGCUGACAGCCUGCUGUACCACUGCAUGGCCGACGCCGAGGGCGAGUACUCGGAGCCUUGCUCCUGCGACCCCAGUGACGGGCGUCUCGUCCUGCGCUGGCUCGCGCUGCUCGGCCUGUCGCUCAUCGCGCCCUGCAUGUGCUGCUACGCACCGCUGCGUGCCUGCCAUCGCUGUGCCGUCGCGUGCCACUGCUGCGGCGCCCGACACAAAGCCGCCGGCUGACGCGGACGAGGCGAGACGACACGGUGACGGAGACGAACCCGAACAAAUGUCAGACGGCGACUUUUUUGUUGUUGUUGUUUGUUUGUUUCCUCCGGACACUUCCUGAUGUGUUGAUCGGUUAUUUUUGGUGCCAUUCAGCUUCUAUGCCAUUAACAGUAAAUUCAUUUAUAUAGUCAUUUAUAUAUAAUAAAGUGUAUAUAUACAACUGGCUAACGGGCUACAUAUAAAUCUAUACAGAUAAAUAUAUAUAAAUAUAUAUAAAUCCAGGAACUUUUACGUUUUUACAAUAUUCUGGAAAUGUUUCUUUGUUGUUUUUUUUUAAAGUUUACUUUCGGUUCUGUCGCCGUGGCCGGUCAGCCCGGGGGUGACGUCACUCUCCCGUCUGAGGCGCUAAACUCAUACGUGGACGGCGGGCGACCCCCGACACGUGUGUUUGUGAUAAAAUGGAGACAAAAGCGUGGAAAUUAUUUUUUUGCUGAAGCCAAAACGAUAUAAGCUGCCGAGCGUGUGUACGGGCCGAACGAGCCACAGUGAAGUACAACUGUGAUAGACAAGUGUGUGUGUGUGUGUGUGUGAAACCUCUCUGGGUCUGGAUUUCUCUAUGAAUAGGUCUUCAACUGUCGUGAUGAUGAUGAUGUUGAUAAAAACUAAAGACAAUCUUCUUUAUCAGACGCUUUACUUUGCAGUUUGUUUUUCCGGAUUUUUCUUUACCGACAAACACGACGAUUCCCGAACAUUCCUGUAACGUUUGGAUAAAACGGCGUAGUCACGGUGAACAAUCAUCUUCUGAUGCAAAAUAUCCUCAUAGCUUUGCUUCCGUUACCUGUAACUUUUAAGCUUAAAUAUAAUCUAAUAUAUAAUUUAUAUAUAAUAUAAAAACCCAGAGAAAGCAGAUGUUGUGACCUGGUUGCGCCACAUGACUGCAUUGUGUAGUGGUGGCAAACUUGUGAAGAAACAGAACCAGAACCAAACGUCCAGGGGGCGGAGUCGGACCCGAUACGACACCGGGUCCGACACCGCGUCCGACUCCGGCCCCAGCGCCUCUAUUGGUUUACUAGCCUCCCUUUAACGUCAUUAACCCUUAAAUAUUCAUCUUAAAGACAUUCUCGUAAAAUUUCCUCCGAAAUUCUUUUUAUUCUCACGUGAACCUGAACGUCGCAGUGCUCCACUUUGGCGCUGGUUCCGGGUUCGCCUUCGUUUUAAUCCCGGGGGGGAAACCGGUAACCUGCGCAAGACGCCAUUCCCUUCUGUUCAGCGAUGCCGUCUUUCCAGCGAAACCGAUUCAUGCAGAAAUCCAAAAAAAUACCCUCGAAGAGGUUCCGAGUCUCAUCUGUAACUGCUCUACUGAAUGUCCAGUUAACACGCAGCCAACACCGCUGUCCAACUGUAUUGUAAACAUCAGUGUGUGUGUGUGUGUGUGUGUGUGUGUGUGUGAAUGUACGAUGCCGUAUUUACACUGUGUAUAUUUGAAAUCGAGAACCAGCCUCAAAAAUCAAUGUAAUUAUCUACAAGACGAAUAAAAAGCUGUCUUUUUUUA
Messenger RNA from Hemibagrus wyckioides, 3228 nucleotides. It is a transcript of the gene spred2a, whose product is annotated as sprouty related EVH1 domain containing 2a. The record is from RefSeq and is a predicted model, not a curated record. The coding region runs from base 441 to 1691 and encodes 416 amino acids. Gene Ontology annotation, molecular function: protein kinase binding. Lineage: Eukaryota; Metazoa; Chordata; Actinopteri; Siluriformes; Bagridae. The transcript has 6 exons. Gene Ontology annotation, biological process: multicellular organism development; negative regulation of MAPK cascade. Gene Ontology annotation, cellular component: membrane.